Molecule: messenger RNA, 4173 nt
Organism: Penicillium riverlandense
Lineage: Eukaryota; Fungi; Ascomycota; Eurotiomycetes; Eurotiales; Aspergillaceae
Product: Sec7 domain protein
Exons: 2
Coding region: 1-4173 (1390 amino acids)
Biological process (GO): regulation of ARF protein signal transduction
Molecular function (GO): guanyl-nucleotide exchange factor activity
Source: RefSeq, a predicted model, not a curated record
AUGUCGCAGCAACGGGAGUAUACCGCCGCUCCCUCCCCUCCGCGUACUCCUCCCGCCCAAACCUCCAAAUACCGGCCGUCCAAACAAAAAUUCCAACGCCCAUCGAUCCGCGACACCUUCCCUGACACGAUUGACAAUGGCACGAGCACCAGCGAUUCCGGGGAUGACCGCGAUCCACAUGACCUAUCCCUCUCCCCCCAGCAUGCCGUGCGCACGUCGAUCGUCGAUAACAUGCUUCUCUCCCUGGACCAAUUCGACGCGCCCGGAUCAUCCUCUCCUCUAGAUGAUUACCGCAUGUUCAAUUCCACCUUGGACUCGGAUACCCACACCCGAUAUCCCAAGGAGUCGACUGCCCCCGGUCGGUAUCGCGGUCACACCUUCUCCUCGUCCAUGUCCUCCGAAGCGGAUUACGCCUAUGAUGACAAUCGGUAUGCAACGAGGACAACAAAGGGCAGGCGGAGCAACAGCAGUUCCAACCAUCAAACAACGCCGAGGAGAAUGGGAAGCACACGAGGUCGAGACUCGAUGAGCGCGCGUGGGGUGCCGGCAAACAUUCCGCGAUCUAGCGAUGCCCGCAAAGGUAGCAAGGGAAGCUCAACCUCGACGGUCGAGUACCCGUACAACAUUCCUCGAACGCGAGCAGACUCGGGCUUAGACAGGCGCUCGGAGAGUUUUGACUGCGGGCCCAAGCGAGCCUAUGUUCCAUAUCCGGAGGCCGAUGCCGGCCAGGAUUCGCUGUUCUACGAUGACAGCGACGCCGCGCCGACACCAAGCGUGCCAGGAGGGCCACGAAAAAUCCCGGACUAUAGUAGGACACCAACCAAUUCACGGACGCCGGCGGGGUCGCGACGAAACAGUGCCAAAUCGGCAGCACAGGCUCCUCAGAUCCGCAAGACCCGCGCAGACAACAUCGGCACGGGGACUCUUCGAGCUCGGGACAAUGAAUACGCGCAGCCAGAUGGGGAGGUGGAAAUGCCUCCGCCCAUCCCCGCGUCGCAGGAGCCAGCCCCGAGCCCAACGAUCUCAUACAACAAACCUUCCCAUCCUCCGGAACCGGCUCCAGCGAAUUCGACCACUACAUUCGCCUCUACCAACACACCUACAAAGGACCGUCCUGGGUUUUUUCGGCGCGUGUUCGGCGGCUCAUCUAAGACACCGUCCCCCAGUGUUGGAGAACAAGGAGGGUCCAGCGCGAACGACUUGUCCUAUCUCCGUGAGAAUGAACCCAAAGAUGCCAAUGGAGUGACGGUCAAUCUAAAGGGGCGGCAACAGCAGUUGCCCCCCAAGACUCCUACCGCCGAGGCCUCGCCAUCCGCCCGAAAAGGACCGCAGCAAGUAGUGAAACAAAAAUCAUCGUUCUUCCGCCGGCGCAAGAAGUCUGUGGUUGAGAAUGUUCCGCCUCCAAUUGUUUUGCCCCAGGAGAUUGCAGCUCCACAGGCCCUAGAAAUGAUGAAGCCGGAGCCAAGCCCCGUUAGCAGUCUGCGGAGGGUCAUGGAUCCGUACCUUGCAGAAGCUAACCCGGCACUCCAAGCUUCCAAGGAGCAACGCCGCGAGGGGUCGCAGGCCCAAGACUCUUCGUCUUUGCAACCACAAAGAGAGACCGUGUCACCUUCUGCCGAGGAAUCGACAAUCAAGGUAGUCACUCAAGAUAGUGAGGUAGAAACGGCCACAGAGCCGGCCUUACUAGACCAACCCCGGAAUGCCACUCCCUCUGCGUCUUUGUCACCUGUGGUGGAGGAUUACUCGCUCAAUGCCAAUUCACCCACCAACCACUCCGCUGAUAAUCUUCCGAAAGAAACACCAGUUGAACUCAACAAGUUGGCAAUCCCUUCCACUGGCAAAGAUAUCAAGGCCCCCGAAUCUCCCGGUGCGUCCGUCUCAGAGGCGUCGCAAUAUCAAACCGCGGUAAACACCCCGGUGGUAGAAUCUGAAGAACCCAAAACGGCCGAGGAACCUAAGGACACAACCGACGGGCCCGGAGAGGCAGUGGAGGAUGAUCCGACGGCGAUUGAUCGAGAACAAGCGCAGAAGCUCUUUGAUAGCCAGGACCAAGUUGUGGGCAACGAGCCGGCUGCCGCUUGGUUGGGUGACCCUGAUCGUGCCAAGGUUCGGGAGGCGUACAUGCGACUCUUCAACUGGUCCAACGUCAACAUUCUCGCUGCCCUACGAAGCCUCUGUGAGCGUCUGGUGUUAAAGGGAGAGACUCAACAAGUGGAUCGCGUCCUAGAUGCUUUCUCAAACAGAUGGUGUGAUUGCAACCCGAGUCAUGGUUUCAAAGCCACCGAUGUUGUCCACACGAUUUGCUACUCCCUUCUUCUCUUGAACACCGAUCUUCAUUUGGCCGACAUCGACCAGAAGAUGACUAAAUCCCAAUUUGUACGGAACACUAUGCCGACCAUUCAUCGAGUUGCUAUGGACGCGGCUCCGGAGGGAUUUGACACCUUGCGUCCAGUUAAUCGUACCAAGACCACGCCUCAAAGCCUAGACGCAACUCCCACCUCUGCUCGAUCUGCAACGUUCCCUCUUGGCGAUGGUAGCCACGGGUCAUUGGACGUGGAUUCCAUCCGGAGCCCUGUCGAUGCCAGUAACGACACUGGCCCGCUGGUCAGUGUGCCAUUCACUGGAACCGUGAGAGCCUGGGAACAGCAGGUGGAAUCUGUUCUGAAAGAGUUUUAUAACUCCAUCCAAAGAGAAAGGCUUCCUCUGUAUGGUGCUCAGCCCGAGAGAGAAGUUUCUCGGAUGAACUCGAAUAACUUCCUGGGUCCUUCAAUGGGUACGCUACGCAGAAGCCCCAGCACGAUCAGCAAGAGUGGCUCGGACAUUUAUCCACGCGGCCGGUCCGCUGAUUCGCGUCAUGGAGCCGCACGGUGGUCAUCCAAGCCCCGUUCUCGAGCAGGGAGGCUGUACCCCCCAUCCUUCAUGGGCUCCAGCCGAACAAGUCUUGAUGAUCAGUCGUCUCUUUGGAGCCCUACUGCAUCAAGCACUUGGAGCAAAUACUCUCUGGGCAGAUUCACUUCCGCUUCUGUGGACUCUUUCGGCUCGGAGUAUCCGCGCGGCGAGUACCAACAAUCCAUCGGCUUUGCAAAUGCACUGAGCCAGGCAAUCAUUCGCGAAGACUCCGCCACCUCCGUUUACAGCUAUGAGGACAACGAACGCACGAUGCCUCUGCUCGAGGAUGAGACUUUGGUCCUUGCUGGCGCACCGUGGGCCAAGGAAGGAAGCUUGAAGCACAAGCACCACUUGGACGCUGUGGACAAACGAGCCAAGGACCGAAACUGGAACGAAUGUUUCGCAGUCAUCCAACAUGGCUGGAUGCGUCUCUUCUCCUUCAACUCCAAGUCGAUGCGCCAGAAAGCGAAGCAGCGUGGCGGCGUCGUGGUUGGAGGAGGCAACUGGACGGAAAACGCCGAGGAGCUCUGGAAGUUCAUGCUACGUCAGACUAUUGCCAGUGCUCUUCCCCCGCCCGGAUAUUCCAAGUCCCGUCCCCACGUCUGGGCGUUGAGUCUGCCCACCGGCGCCGUGCAUCUCUUCCAAGCUGGUACGCCCGAUAUUGUGCGAGAAUUUGUCUCUACGGCCAACUAUUGGAGUGCACGAUUGUCAAAGGAGCCUCUGGUGGGAGGUAUCAGCAAUAUUGAAUAUGGAUGGAGCGAUAAUGUGAUCAACACCGCCUUGGUGAACCCCGAAGGUCGGUCCCCGCCGCCUGGGUCUGGGCCCCGACCAAGCAUCCAGAGCUCGAUCCGGAGCUCCAUUGAUCAGCAGAAUGUGCGGCCCCGACUCCCUGCCGACAGGGUCCACAUCAGCGACUGGAGCCCGCCGCAACAGAGCAUGGUCGCCUCCCAUCUUACGGAGGAGGACCAACUGAAGGCUCUUCAGACAUACGUGAAGAACAUCGAAGACGAGCUCCAGAGACACAAUGAGCUUCGAUCUGCCAUGAAUCUCGCCUUCUCCCCACGCCAUCCCAACUCCACCAAAGCGAUGGCCAACUGGGAGAAGAAAUCCUCGUAUCUGUUGCGGGAGAUUGUCAAGUUCCGCACCUAUAUGGAUUCUCUUCGCAAUGCUGUGACGUCGAAGGAAAAAUUCUAUGCCGAGUCCAACAAUUACUAUAACGGUGCUGGUGUUGACAGCGACUCUGUGAGCAUCAAGCGGCCCGUGACCGGUGCAGGCCCAGCCUGA